Brassica napus (rape) is the source of this 1517-nucleotide messenger RNA. Its product is annotated as leucoanthocyanidin dioxygenase. Bases 113 to 1189 code for a protein of 358 amino acids. The transcript is spliced from 3 exons. NCBI's taxonomy places the organism in Eukaryota, Viridiplantae, Streptophyta, Magnoliopsida, Brassicales, Brassicaceae. The record is from RefSeq and is a predicted model, not a curated record.
UCCGUUAGUUAAUUUCUUUUUUAUGAAAUAAUACUUCUGCUAUAAAAAGCCCUCUGCACAUUACAUUUAUUUGCAAUAAAACCGAGACAGACUUUACAAGAAGUACAAGAAGAUGGUUGCAGUUGAAAGAGUUGAGAGCUUAGCGAAAAGCGGGAUCAGCUCUAUCCCAAAAGAAUACAUCCGUCCAAAAGAAGAGCUCGAGAGCAUCAACGACGUGUUCCAAGAAGAGAAAAAAGAAGACGGUCCACAAGUCCCCACCAUCGACCUCCAAGACAUCGAGUCAGAAGACGAAACCAUCCGUGAGAAAUGCAUAGAGGAGCUCAAAAAGGCGGCUAUGGACUGGGGAGUGAUGCAUUUGAUCAACCAUGGUGUACCGGUUGAACUAAUGGAGCGUGUGAAGAAGUCAGGAGAAGAGUUCUUCGGUUUACCCGUGGAAGAGAAGGAGAAGUAUGCAAACGAUCAAGCCAGCGGAAAGAUUCAAGGGUAUGGAAGCAAGUUGGCUAAUAACGCGAGUGGACAGCUUGAGUGGGAAGAUUACUUCUUCCAUCUUGUUUAUCCUGAAGACAAGAGAGAUCUAUCACUUUGGCCUAAGACACCAACUGAUUACAUUGAAGCUACGAGUGAGUACGCUAAGUGUCUUCGUUUGCUAGCAACAAAAGUCUUCAAGGCUCUCUCUAUCGCCCUAGGCUUAGAGCCUGACCGUCUAGAGAAAGAAGUUGGUGGUUUAGAAGAGCUUCUCCUCCAAAUGAAGAUAAACUAUUACCCGAAAUGCCCUCAGCCUGAGCUAGCACUUGGCGUGGAAGCUCACACAGAUGUAAGCGCUCUGACCUUCAUUCUACACAACAUGGUUCCGGGCUUGCAGCUGUUCUACGAGGGUAAAUGGAUCAUUGCAAAAUGUGUUCCUGAUUCGAUUGUGAUGCAUAUUGGAGAUACGUUGGAGAUUCUUAGUAACGGGAGGUUUAAGAGUAUACUUCACCGUGGGUUGGUGAAUAAGGAGAAGGUAAGGAUUUCUUGGGCUGUGUUUUGUGAACCACCAAAGGAUAAGAUUGUGCUUAAGCCGUUGCCGGAGAUGGUGAGUGUUGAGUCUCCGGCUAAGUUUCCUCCAAGGACGUUUGCUCAGCAUAUUGAGCAUAAGUUGUUUAGGAACAAGCAAGAGGAGUUGGUAACUGAGAAAAAGGAUGAAGUCUGAGUCUGAAACUCUAUGUUUGAGUUUCUCUUUUAUCUUAUGUUUGUGUAUUUAUCUUGUCUUUGAUGUGUGUCUUAUUAAAGAUUGUGAAGACUAUUUCUAUGGAUUGUGUCAUUGUAAUAUGUUAAAAAAAAUUGUAUGAUUUGUAACAAAGUAAGCGUUAGAAAAAAAUAUGUGUAGAAAGAUAUAUGCUCUAUGAACCACAUGUGUAUUAAGAAGUUGAGAGUAUUUCUGAUUUACAUUUUCUGUUUUUUUUUUCUUUUUCUUAUGCUACUAAAUGUAAAAAAAGAGAUGUAAGAAGUGAAGAAUCCAGUUUGCUUUUGCCUUCUUU